GCGAAAAUACACACACAGUGUUUGUUCGGCCUUUCAGCGAGUAACAGGUUAUCCCUUCGCGACUUCAGCCUAUAAGAAAAGUUUAAAUAGGCCAGGACGAGUUGCUGCAGAUGUUAAAGAUGCCAGCGCAGUCGAGAGAAGCAAAAAUGAAAUGCACUAUUCCGGAGAUCUCCUGGCACAACCGGGGCCCGGUACUCAGUGUCGACAUGCAGAUCGGCUCCUCGAAAACGCCAAGUGGCGAGGUCUUCUGGAGGCUGGCAUCUGGCGGCGCCGAUUCCCACGUUCUGAUCUGGCACGUCACAGUUAAUGAAGCUGGCGAAGCAACAGUCUCUUGCGUAGCAGACUUGGAAAGACACCAGAGGACUGUGAAUGUUGUUCGCUUUUCACCAUCAGGAGAAAUGCUGGCAUCUGGCGAUGAUGAAUCUGCCAUUAUACUUUGGAAGCAAAGAGAAGGAUCAGAAAUUCCUCUUCUUCCUGGUGACGAUAUCCAAAACAAGGAGCAAUGGAAUUCCUGGAAGGUCCUUCGUGGUCAUGUAGAAGAUGUUUAUGACUUGAGCUGGUCACCAGAUUCAAACUGUCUAGUUUCAGGCUCUCUAGACAAUUCAGUUAUUCUCUGGAAUGUGCAUAAAGGCAAAAAGAUUGCUAUGCUGUCCGAUUAUAACAAAGGAUUUCCUCAGGGAGUAACUUGGGACCCAACCAAUAAAUUUAUAGCUACUAUAAGCUCAGACAGGAUUUGUAGAUUGAUUGAUGUCACUGCAAAGAGAACAGUGCAGAGAGUGAGCAAAUCAAAGAUCCCUACUCCUGCUGGACAUCCACUUGAAGGAAAAGUUGUUCGUCUUUUCUAUGAUGACACUUUCAAGUCCUUUUUUAGAAGAUUAACAUUUACUCCAGAUGGCUCAUUACUCAUUGUCCCUUCAGGUAUUAUUGAGCCACAAGAAUCAACUGAUAAGGUUACCAAUUGUACAGUUAUCUUUUCAAGGCAUAAUUUGAAAGAACCUGUGGCGAUUCUUCCAUCUUUUGAUGAAGUAACAAAUGCUGUCAGAUGCUGUCCAGUGUACUUUAAAAUUCGAGAAGAUGGUCCUGCACCAAUGGUGGCCUUACCCUACAGAAUAGUAUUUGCAGUAGCAACAGACAACUCUGUAAUAAUUUAUGACACCCAACAAAUUUCACCUGUUGCAGUUAUUUCUAACAUUCAUUACACACGGCUUACAGAUAUCACUUGGUCGUCGGAUGGCAAAGUAUUAGUUGCUUCAUCAUCUGAUGGUUAUUGUUCAAUAAUUCAUUUUCAAGAAGGUGAACUCGGAAAAGUUUAUAAAAUGCCUCCUCAAAAAGUGACGAAAUCAAAUAACGUCAAAGAAGCGCCAACAACGCCAGCGCCUUUUAUAGAACUAGAUGUUAAUGCCGUUGAUAUUGACAUUUCAAAAUCAAAAUCAGCAGUGAAAGCCAACGAGGAUAAGCAGAAAACCGAAGAUAUCAACAAACAGAAAACCCAGGAGAACAAAAAUAUUGGAGAGAAUAUUAACUCUGUAGAAGAUAAACCAGUUCGAGUGGAAACGGAAAGUAAUAGUAACACUGACCCUGACGAAACAGAAGAUUUUCAAUUAGUUUUAGAGGAUACAGUCGUGGAAAGUGAAAAGCCUAACAUCAAGGCCACACCACCCAAGACUGAAAAACCACCAGCCAUUAUAUCAUCAGCGAGAACGCCACGGAGGGUACAGUUAAUAACGUUAUCAAGUCCGAAACGAACGAAAGCCGAUUAAUCUCUUCAUGUAUGUACAUACAAUGUUAUACAUCUUUAGGAAUAGAUUAUUGUGAUAAAAUUAGUUUACAAAAUUUAUAAAAACGAGCGUUUAUUCUUUCGACGUAUAAAAUAUCGUACAAAAUUUAUACUUGAUUCUUUGAGAAAAACUUCUUUUUAUCCACUGGAUUAGGAAUAAUCUGAAAUAAGAGGAUAAAAAAUUAACAGGGCAUUUUGUAGCUAUUUUUUAUAACAAUCAGACGAAAUACUCGAAAAAUGUUAUGAAAAAGUCGAGUAAAUCUAAAUAUUCUAAAUCUGCCUAAUAAAAGCAUAAAGCUUCAACUUAGAGAUAAAAAAAAAACAAGAUUGUCUUACAGUAUCCUGUCCCGGUUUCCAACCGGCUGGACACACUUCACCGUGCUCAUCAGUAUAUUGGAAAGCUUGCACAAGUCUAAGAGUUUCAUCGACCGAUCGGCCGACUGGAAGAUCGUUCAUUGUUAUUUGUCGCAAAAUUCCUUUUCCGUCUAUGAUAAACAAUGCGCUGCAAAAAUAUUUUUAUAUUGAACAUAACACUGACUGAAAGUUGAAAAUCUUUUGAAUCAUAUCAAUCGUAUUUUAAUGAAAAAAUAUCAAGUCCUUCUUGACUUGAUUCGUUAUAAAAAAAAAUCAUGACAAAAAAAUGAAAUGUUUUGUAAUAUGAGAACAGAUGUAUUAUGCAGGUUAAAUGUUUACCUAUUAUAGUAUUUUAUAUAAAAAUAAAAAAAUGAAAUAAAAAUAUUAAACCAA
Messenger RNA from Nasonia vitripennis (jewel wasp), 2524 nucleotides. RefSeq names its product chromatin assembly factor 1 subunit B (gene Caf1-105). The transcript is spliced from 6 exons. Gene Ontology annotation, biological process: DNA replication-dependent chromatin assembly; nucleosome assembly. The coding region runs from base 111 to 1760 and encodes 549 amino acids. NCBI's taxonomy places the organism in Eukaryota, Metazoa, Arthropoda, Insecta, Hymenoptera, Pteromalidae. Gene Ontology annotation, cellular component: CAF-1 complex; nucleus. Gene Ontology annotation, molecular function: protein binding. The record is from RefSeq and is a predicted model, not a curated record.